AUGCAUAAGGCGGCGAUCCCAUCAUCAUCAUCAUCAUCAUCAGGUAGAACAUGGGUUUCACCGGAGGAGAACAGUACCGGUCCCGGCGGAGGAUCACAGGCUCCGGCGGAGAAGAGUACCGGCGGCGUCGAAAAUGAGAGUAGUGGAAUUCAAGCGAAGAAACUGGUGUUGGAAAGUGCGGUUAUAGUAUUCGGGAGAAAAGGGUGUUUCAUGUGCCACGUGGUGAGGCUGUUGCUGGUGGGUCUUGGUGUGAAUCCUCCGAUUGUGGAGGUGGAGGAGGGUGACGUGGCGGGCGUUAUUGAGGAGCUGUCUGACGGUGGUGGUGGUGGUGACGAUGAUUUGCAAUUUCCGGCGGUUUUCGUGGGAGGGAAGUUGUUUGGAGGUCUGGAGAGAGUGGUGGCGACUCAUGUUUCUGGCGAAUUGGUUCCCAUCUUGAGACAAGCAGGAGCCCUUUGGCUUUAAUUAAUAAUUUGUCUAAUUAA
Molecule: messenger RNA, 482 nt
Organism: Impatiens glandulifera
Lineage: Eukaryota; Viridiplantae; Streptophyta; Magnoliopsida; Ericales; Balsaminaceae
Product: glutaredoxin-C9-like
Exons: 1
Coding region: 1-462 (153 amino acids)
Source: RefSeq, a predicted model, not a curated record